AUGAUUGAAGAAGUAAAAGCUGUUGCGAAGACUGCUGCUGAAGAGGGACAUAAAGCUGAAGAAGAACAGAAGAUCGAGGACGCACUUAAAGAAAGAAAAGAGGAGAAGAAAGAGGAAGUUCAGAAAGUUGAGACAGAAGAAUCGGUGCUAGAAGAGACUGAGAUCCAUGCAACCUUUACUUUUGCUGCUGAUCAAGACUUCCUUGAAAAUGAUAUCCGUGUGAAGCCUGAUCUUGAUGCUCUCGGUGCACUUGGAGACGCAGGAUGGUACUGCGCUCGUGCAAUAUUAUGGGCCAAUGAUUUCAACCUGCCCAAAUCUGUAACCGCGUUACCGUAUUUAACAAAGCGGGCGUUAUCAUAUCCUGCUUUACACUGGGAUGAUGGAAAAGUCGCAACGCUUCACUGCUCGUUUCUCGCAAAUCUAACAAUGACCAUUGUAGCUUCAGGAACAAAAGGAAGUUUGCAUUUAAAUGACUUUGUUAUCCCUUUUGAAGAAAAGCAAGUCUGGGUCAUGGUUUUAGAAAUGUGUUACGUUUCUUCAGAGAUUCCAGUCGGAAUCCGAGCCGAGAUAAUGGAUGCUCUAGGGUUUAUGAAGGUAAUAGCAACGUUAGUGUUGGAUCUGCAAAAUGAGAGCAAUUGUGUGAUAAACAAAAGAAGUAGAAACAUAGCAAAAGUGUAG
Molecule: messenger RNA, 678 nt
Organism: Helianthus annuus (common sunflower)
Lineage: Eukaryota; Viridiplantae; Streptophyta; Magnoliopsida; Asterales; Asteraceae
Exons: 4
Coding region: 1-678 (225 amino acids)
Source: RefSeq, a predicted model, not a curated record